UCGUGUGCAAACUCUGUGCAAGAACGACAGCAAAGUACGAGAAGGAACUUUCUGGAACGAAAGAGGAGGACGAGCCACAACGUCAACUUGUGGACGCUGUUCGCAUGCAGCCUCGUGUUGUGUUCCACAGAGCAGAGCGGAAAGUGUUGCGAUCGUCGUGUGAAAAUGUGUGCAAGGAGGACAGCAGAGUACGAGGAGGAACUUUGUGGCCCAAAAGAGGAGAAGGAGCCACAACGUCAACUACUGGACGCUGCGUUCAAUCUGCAGCCUCGAAUUGUGCUACGCAGAGCAGACGUCAGUGAAAAUCUUCAUCCUGAGCGGCAGCAGUCAGUGUCCCAUCACAUCAAAGAGGAAGAGGAGGAUGAAGAGGUUCAACACAUCAAAGAGGAGGAGGAAGAGUUGCUUCACAUUAAAGAGGAAGAGCAGGAGGAAAUCAUCAAGGUUCCAUCGACUGGUGUCCCUUUGAAGAGUGAAGAUGAAGGUCGAAGUGAGGAGAGACGAGGGGCGGAGCCACCAAACAGCAACAGCUCAAGUGAUGGAGACCACUGUGGAGGAUCACAAACAGACGGUGAUGAUGAUGAUGAUGAUGAACAGUUGGAAGGUGAUAUGACAUGUCACACUGCCAAUAAAUGCUGGAAAUGUUCUAAAUGUAGGAAAACCUUUGCUUAUAAGAGGAAUUUCAAACAACACAUGAAAAUACACACUGGUGAGAAGCCUUUUGCAUGCCCAGUUUGUGGUCAAAGAUUCUCUCAGAAGGGAACCUUAAAAAUACACACAAGAACACACACUGGUGAGAAACCUUUUGCAUGCCCAGUUUGUGGUCAAACCUUCUCUCAGAAGGGAACCUUAAAAAUACACACAAGAACACACACUGGUGAGAAACCUUUUGCAUGCUCAGUUUGUGGUCAAAGAUUCUCCCAAAAGGAAAGCUUAAAAAUACACACAAGAACACACACUGGAGAGAAGCCUUUUGCAUGCUCAGUUUGUGGUCAAAGAUUCUCUCACAAGGGAUAUUUGACACGUCACGCAAGAACACACACAGGUGAGAAACCUUUUGCCUGCUCAGUUUGUGGUCAAAGAUUCUCUCACAAGGAAAGCUUAAAAAUACACACACGAACCCACACUGGUGAGAAACCUUUUGCAUGCCCAGUUUGUGGUCAAAGAUUCUCUCAAAAGGGAUAUUUAACACGUCAUGCAAGAACACACACUGGAGAGAAACCUUUUGCAUGCCCAGUUUGUGGUCAAAGAUUCUCUCACAAGGGAUAUUUGACAGGUCACGCAAGAACACACACUGGAGAGAAACCUUUUGCCUGCUCAGUUUGUGGUCAAAGGUUCUCCCGAAAGGAAAGCUUAAAAAUACACACAAGAACACACACUGGUGAGAAACCUUUUGCAUGCUCAGUUUGUGGUCAAAGAUUCUCUCACAAGGGAUAUUUGACAGGUCACGCAAGAACACACACUGGAGAGAAGCCUUUUGCAUGCCCAGUUUGUGGUCAAAGAUUCUCCCUAAAGAAAAGCUUAAAAAUACACACAAGAACACACACUGGAGAGAAACCUUUUCCAUGCUCAGUUUGUGGUCAAAGAUUCUCCCUAAAGGAAAGCUUAAAAAUACACACAAGAACACACACCAGAGAGAAACCUUUUGCAUGCCCAGUUUGUGGUCAAAGAUUCUCUCACAAGGGAUAUUUGACAGGUCACGCAAGAACACACACUGGAGAGAAGCCUUUUGCAUGCCCAGUUUGUGGUCAAAGAUUCUCCCUAAAGAAAAGCUUAAAAAUACACACAAGAACACACACUGGUGAGAAACCUUUUGCAUGCCCAGUUUGUGGUCAAAGAUUCUCUGUGAAGAGAUACUUAACAAUACACACAAGAACACACACUGGUGAGAAGCCUUUUGCAUGCCCAGUUUGUGGUCAAAGAUUCUCUGUGAAGAGAUACUUAACAAUACACACAAGAACACACACUGGAGAGAAACCUUUUCCAUGCUCAGUUUGUGGUCAAAGAUUCUCCCUAAAGGAAAGCUUAAAAAUACACGCAAGAACACACACUGGAGAGAAGCCUUUUUCCUGCUCAGGUUGUGGUCAAAGAUUCUCUCGUAAGGCUCGGGUUAAGACACACAAGUGUCCUGGUGAGACAAGCAGUGAUCAAGAAGCUUUUAAUGCAAAUGUAAAUGUUUAAUAUAAAAGUAAUUACUAUGUUACUGACAGAAAUCUACAUGCUUGUAUUCUGUGUACCAGCUUUUAUUGUAUGUAUCUUCUUCUUGUCCAUAUAGUUUCUAAAAGCCCCGUGAGUGUUAAGAAUGAACGCCCAGACUUCCCUUUCCCCAGCCACUUCAUCCAUCUCUUCCGGGGGGAUCCCGAGGCGUUCCCAGGCCAGCCGAAGGAUGCAGUCUCUCCAGCAUGUCCUGGGUCGUCCCCGGGGUCUCCUCCCGGUGGGACGUGCCCGGAACGCCUCACCAGGGAGGCGUCCGGGAGGCAUCCGAAUCAGAUGCCCCAGCCAUCUCAUCUGGCUCCUCUCGAUAUGAAGGAGCAACGGCUCUACUUUGAGAUCCUCCCGGAUGAGCGAGCUUCUCACCCUAUCUCUAAGGGAGACGACCCACAGCUCUUGACCAUAGGUGAGGGUAGGAACCUAAAUCGACCGGUAAAUCGAGAGCUUCACCUUUCGGCUUAGCUCCUUCUUUACCACAACGGAUCGAUACAAAGUCCUUAUCACUGCAGACGCUGCACCGAUCCACCUGUCGAUCUCCCGUUCCAUUCUUCCCUCACUCGUGAACAAGACCCCAAGAUACUUGAACUCCUCCACUUGGGGCAGGAUCUCAUCCCCGACCUGGAGAGGGCACGUGACCCUUUUCCGACUGAGGACCACGGUCUCAGAUUUGGAGGUGCUGAUUCUCAUCCCAGCCGCUUCACACUCGGCUGCGAACUGCUCCAGUGAGAGUUGGAGGUCACAGCUUGAUGAAGACAACAGAACCACAUCAUCUGCAAAAAGCAGAGAUGCAAUACUGAGGCCACCAAACCGGACCCCCUCUACGCCUCGGCUGCGCCUAGAAAUUCUGUUCAUAAAAGUUAUGAACAGAAUCGGUGACAAAGGGCAGCCUUGGCGGAGUCCAACCCUCACCGGAAACGAGUCCGACUUAGUGGCGGAUAUGCGGACCAAACUCUGACUCCGGUCGUACAGGGACCGAACAGCCCGUAUCAGGGGGUUCAGUACCCCAUACUCCCGAAGCACCCUCCACAGGACUCCCCGAGGGACACGGUCGAACGCCUUCUCCAAGUCCACAAAACACAUGUAGACUGGUUGGGCGAACUCCCAUGCACCCUCGAGGAACCUGCCAAGGGUGUAGAGCUGGUCCACUGUUCCACGGCCAGGACGAAAACCACACUGCUCCUCCUGAAUCUGGGAUUCAACUUCCCGACGGACCCUCGUCUCCUGCACCCCUGAAUAGACCUUACCAGAGAGAAUGAGGAGUGUGAUCCCCCUGUAGUUGGAACACACCCUCUGGUCCCCCUUCUUAAAAAGGGGGACCACCACCCCAGUCUGCCAAUCCAGAGGCACUGUCCCCGAUGUCCACGCGAUGUUGCAGAGGCGUGUCAACCAGGACAGCCCUACAACAUCCAGAGCCUUGAGGAACUCCGGGCGAAUCUCAUCCACCCCCGGGGCCCUGCCACCGAGGAGCUUUUUAACCACCUCGGUGACCUCAACCCCAGAGAUAGGAGAGCCCACCUCAGAGAACCCAGACUCUGCUCCCUCAUGGGAAUGCGUGUCGGUGGAAUUGAGGAGGUCUUCGAAGUAUUUUCCCCACCGGCUCACAACGUCCCGAGUCGAGGUCAGCAGCGCCCCAAACCCACUAUACACAGUGUUGAUGGUGCACUGCUUUCCCCUCCUGAGACGUCGGAUGGUGGACCAGAAUUUCCUCGAAGCCGUCCGGAAGUCUUUCAGAAUCAGAAUCAGAAUCAGAAUCAUCUUUAUUUGCCAAGUAUGUCCAAAACACACAAGGAAUUUGUCUCCGGUAGUUGGAGCCGCUCUAGUACAACAGACAGUCAAUUUACAGAACACUUUGGAGACAUAAAGACAUUAACAAAAAACAACAACAAACAACAAUUGUGCAAAAAGAUGCAGAGUCCUCAGUUCGAAUGGCUAAUAUCGCAAUAGUCCGGUGCAAUGACCAUUGUGCAAAGGGCACUGAGACUUCAAGUGUAUGCGGUUUAAAGUGACGAGUAGUGCGAUAAUCUGGGACAAUGGUUGUGCAAAUGUUACAGAUACUCCUCAAUCAGUGUGCAAAUGGAGCAGAUACUACUCUGGCAUGAGUGGCCACUAUAUGCAAAUAGUGCAGCACGGCGAGACAACUACAGUGAGUGCACGAGUAAUACAUAAUACAGAAAUGUGACAACGAACUCAAGUCAAAAAAUUGCCAGCUUGUUGUAAUGGAAUUGUAAGUUAGCUGUUCAAGAAGUUGAUUGCAAGAGGGAAGAAGCUGUUGGAAUGUCUACUAGUUCUAGUUUGCAUUGAUCGGUAGCGCCUACCUGAGGGAAGGAGCUGGAAGAGCUGGUGACCAGGG
Molecule: messenger RNA, 4558 nt
Organism: Phyllopteryx taeniolatus (common seadragon)
Lineage: Eukaryota; Metazoa; Chordata; Actinopteri; Syngnathiformes; Syngnathidae
Product: gastrula zinc finger protein XlCGF57.1-like
Exons: 3
Coding region: 166-2178 (670 amino acids)
Cellular component (GO): nucleus
Source: RefSeq, a predicted model, not a curated record